Molecule: messenger RNA, 9396 nt
Organism: Ornithodoros turicata
Lineage: Eukaryota; Metazoa; Arthropoda; Arachnida; Ixodida; Argasidae
Gene: Pde1c
Product: dual specificity calcium/calmodulin-dependent 3',5'-cyclic nucleotide phosphodiesterase 1A-like
Exons: 18
Coding region: 446-2638 (730 amino acids)
Biological process (GO): signal transduction
Molecular function (GO): calmodulin-activated 3',5'-cyclic-GMP phosphodiesterase activity; 3',5'-cyclic-AMP phosphodiesterase activity
Source: RefSeq, a predicted model, not a curated record
CGCCACUAGAGAUCGCUGCGUGAGCAUCUCGCAAACGCGCGAGAAUUGGCAUGCAACAACUUGGACCCCGGGGAACGCGCGCUUCUCCAGGCUCACUCGCGCUUCCAAUACCAACAUAAGGAGACGAACGUCGAGUGCUACCAACCUGCAGAGCCUGUGUCGUGCAACUCAUUGCGCGGCGAUGCGGCGCGUUUGACACGUGACAGUCGAUGGCGCAGAGGUCCUCGUUUGAGCUGCUCGUGCGGAGGAUCCCGUGCUUUACGACUUUGGGCUCGCGUCUUGACAGCACAGCUGGCGGUCGCUGUGAGCGACGCCGUACAGCCGGGCUACAGUUGGCCGUGAGCGUUGGCUAGGAAAAUACUCAGUAAAGGCACCCCUGCAACUGUCUACACGGCGUCUUUUGCCACUGAACUGCGACUUAUGACCCUUUGACUAAACAUUUGACAUGUCCCUCAGAAAAGACCCUCGACACUUCAAGAAAUGCAAGAGCGCUACAUUUCAAGUGGACGGCCUCUCUUACACCAUCGUGGCCAAUCCACCAGACGCCCAAGGUGGCAAAGAUGAGCCUCAAGUCGCGGUGCAAGCAGCGGAAGCUGGUGAUUCAUGUAAGUCCGGUGCCAUGGUGGUGCACCGUUUCCAACCCCGGCCGGGGCAGGUGGCUCAACAGGAGGCAACGAGCGAGCUACCACAGCCCUCGCCAUCGCCGCCUCCUCCUCAGAGCAUCGAUCGUUCAUUGGUGGAAUCACAGCCUUUGCCUCCUGUCGACACACUCGAGGCCUGUGAUCGUGCCGCGCAAAGGCUUCGGGAGCUGGCAGCCCAUCUGCAACGUGGGGACGUCCCAUUGGCAGCUCUUCAGAAAACACUUCACUAUGCAGCAUGCGUCUUAGAAACGGUGUGUCAAGACGAAACAAGGAAAAAGCCACCAAUACCGCCACAGCCACCACCCCUGCGCCCAGCGCCUUUACCGCCGGGAGCGGUCCCAUCAAUGUCUAUGUUGCCUGACAAGAAGAGCAUUCCAGCCACUGAUGUUCCCCCAGCAAACAGCGCACCGCGACAACUGGGAGCCGAACAACGGCGAUGGGCCCUCAUAAACCACAACUCAAAGUUCAACAGCGGAUCAGUUUCCAAAGGGGCUCAGUCAUUUUUUCGGAAAAUGCUAGACGAGGAGGAUGACCUGUCGGAAGUGCAGCCAGAUGCGGUGCCCAACGAAGUCCGGGAAUGGUUGGCGUCCACCUUCACGCGCCAAGCUGCCACGCAGAGGAAGCGGUCGGAGGACAAGCCACGGUUUCGUUCUGUGGCCAACGCGAUCCGGGCAGGCAUUAUGGUCGACAGAAUAUACAGGCGUAUGUCUAGCUCAGCACUCAUGCAAAUUCCUUCCCACGUUGCACAGAUACUAAAGCACGCAGACGAAUGGUGUUUUGACGUUUUCAAAAUGAACGAAAUUGCUAAUGGUCAGGUCCUCAGGUAUUUGGCGUACGAUCUACUUAACCGGUAUGGAAUCAUUCACAAAUUUAAGAUCUCAUCGGGUAUUCUAGAGAACUUCCUAAGUUUGGUGGAACAAGGCUACUGUAAAUACAAGAACCCUUAUCACAACAACAUGCACGCUGCAGAUGUCACUCAGACCGUCCACUACAUGUUGUGUGAAGCUGGCGUUGCUAACUGGUUAACUGACCUUGAAGUCUUUGCGACCGUUUUUGCGGCUGUCAUUCACGAUUAUGAGCACACUGGGACGACAAAUAAUUUCCACGUUAUGUCCCGGUCAGAAACUGCGCUUAUUUACAAUGACCGGUCAGUGCUAGAGAACCACCACAUAAGUGCUGCAUUUAGACUGCUGGCUGAAGACGACCAUAAUAUUCUGGCAAACCUCAGCAAAGAAGAGUACAAAGAUUUCCGCCUUCUGGUGAUAGAAAUGGUGUUAGCCACAGACAUGACGUCUCACUUCCAGCAAGUGAAAACGAUGAAAACUGCGCUGUCUCAUCACGAUAUUAGCUUAGACAAGCCCAAGGCACUGUCUCUGCUCCUCCACUGCUGUGAUAUCAGUCACCCCUGCAAAGAAUGGAGACUGCACCACCGAUGGACGUAUCUUCUCAUGGAAGAAUUCUUUCAACAGGGUGAUAAAGAAAAGGAGCUUGGUUUGCCGUAUUCCCCGUUAUGUGACCGAAACACGACGUUGAUUGCGGAGUCACAAAUUGGCUUCAUCGAUUUCAUUUUGUACCCGACGAUGGAUGUGUGUGGAGACCUUUUGGACAAAGUCCUGCUUCAACUACAGAGGCCCUCUGAGGACAGGAUAUCCGAAGAAGAUUUUGACAGUAAGUGCUCAACGGAAAGCGGCAAAGUACGUCAGCGAUCACUGUCAGCAGUGCGCGUUGCUCGAGCACCGAGUAUUUCGGCGACGAACAACGGUAAUGAAGGCAGUAGCUCAGCUGGCAGCAGUGCACCACCGUCCCCACGGUCUGUGUAUGCAGGCUCAGGAAGAGAGCUCAAGCAGCCUUGGCUCAAGUAUUUGGAAGAGAACCGGAGCAUGUGGCAAGAACGUGCAGCACAAGAUGCCGAAGCCAGGAAGAAGGUUGCAGGUGAGAAAGACAACACAGAAACAUCUGCAGGCCUUACGAAACGCCAAGCGCCGUCAACGAGUUAAAUUCAUGCAUUCGGCUGCAGCGGCCUCCUGAGCCCCUUCCGCUAUCCAGUGUGCAUUUUGGGCCCCCUUCCAGUGAAAAGAAGCAUCCUCAAAAACCCUCGAAUUGUUGUAUAUGUGGUGUAUGUUCUUAGCUGGAUGUACAGGAGUUCAGGUCGGUUCGUACGUAACCGCCCGGUCACUGUUCACAACAAUGUGCCUGACGCAGCGUUUUCAAGCUGAGAUAGGUGUGAGAUAUGUUUGUGAGAAACCCAGUGAUCACGCGUUUAAAGAAGCAUGGAAGGCACCGCAAAUUUUUUAUAUUUUUUUUAUUUACUGCGUGAUAUGAACACACUUCCUUUACGGACUGUCACGCAAAAUAUUUCCUUUGGGAAGCGCCCAUUUCCCGAGAAAAUCAGAAUUGAUAAGAAUGCGAGCAGCCGCGGCGAUCUCUCUUAGCUCCUUCUGGCGUGUUGUGACGUCAGAUCAAUCGAGCAUUUUUAUUGGCUGCCAAGACUCGCUACACUUCAAACGCAGAAUGGGCGGCGCCAAAUACAACCAAAGAAAAAAAAGAAGAAGAAGACGCGCGCCCCACUAUAAGGGUGGUUGGCGUGACGUCGCAGACUGGCAACCAAGAGAGGGAGCUUUUCUGACCCGUGAGAUUGCAAGCUCUCUUGCGCACCAGGAUUGCGCGGUGCACUCGUACUCUUAGUGCGAAUAGGUGUCCCAGAGCUUGUAGUCCUGAUUCCUCGUCCUCCUGACAUUUUUUUUCCUUGGAGCCCUUCCAUGCUCCUUUAACAGGGAUGGUUCAGCGGAGUUAUACACGAAGAUCAUAUCAAGCUUGUGAAUUCGUUACGAACACGAUACACACAGAACUUAUUGUAACAUGAAAGGCUGAUUUAAUACGUGUUGCUGAUUGCGGUGUUUUAUUGAGAGAAGAUACGUGGAACAGUGGCUCAUGCGUGGCUUCACCAUCCGUUAUGAUUUUUGCUGGUCUUCCUGCGCAUUUUACAUGGCAAACACAGCUGCACCCUUCUUGAUGUAUGAUCAUAUGCAACUCUAGCCUACAGGGAUUUCUGUUCAGCCACGAAACGCGUGACGGCACAUGCACGGACAUUUUGGAAAGAAAUUUUUAAAACGCCGCCGCUUUGUAACGAUGCGAUGGGGACACCGCGUAUACAACUUCUUUGUGCGCUGCACAAAUAAAUAUUUUCCUACGAAAUGUAUAGAGCUUAGACACCUCCCAUGGUGUACAUCUGUUAACUUUAUAGAUAUCGCGUUUAAGGUGACGCUGUCCACCGUGAUAGAAAAGCUGCACCGGGUAUAUCAAAGUGGCUGCGGUCAGCCCCGCUCGUCAUAAAUAUUAAUAUCUUCCCAGCAAUGUGCUAAUACCCGUGCAGAAAUAUCACCUGGACCAAUUUUCGAGGGAGUAGUAUUCGAAGCCGUUGGGAGCGCAAGUGGGCGGCUACUGCGUAAAAAAAAUAAAAAUCAGAAAACCUUGUUGUUCUACUGAGUCAAGAAAGCGCACCUGUUAGUAACGCCACUCUCGCUACAGCACAUUUGCGUCUUACUCUUUAAGUCCUACAGUUGUGUACUCCGCCAGAAAUUACGAGAGCUCGUGUGGUCAGAAUACUACAUUUUCUCUUAGUGUAGGCAGUCACGUUUCAAAAUGGGAAGUCAUACAAGUGACAAACUUUAUGCCAAAUCCAAGUAAACAAAGUCGAGAGGCAUAAACAGAUCCAAUUAUUUGGCGUUCGACCACCCCGAAUGUGACGUUUGAUACAGGUUACCGCCACGAGUGGAAAUCGAUGCAUCUAAAAAGGAAAAACAAGCGUACAUCGGCACUGGAUGGUGUUAUUUCUGCUCGUUUUUGUUUGUUUGUUUUACUUUUACUUCUUCUUUUUAUCGAGGAAGUCACAUGCUGCGUACCGAACCAGUGCUGCUGUGGCACGCGUGUAGAUACUACUAAGUGAGUCAUUCAUUUCAUUGCAGGGGAGUUUCGACGAUCUUGUAUUAGCGUGCUUACACAGAACUCCGUUCUGUAGGACAUAUUAUAAAAAAAAAAAAAGAAAAACGAAGCGUAUCAGUAAGCAUUACUGAAGGUAAGAGAGUCUGGAAGUCUCUCUGGAGCCUGGACGUCCAUUUAGAGGGCCACUGUAUUAGCUUUCCGCCUCCAAUUCCCGCACCUUACUUAGCAAGUCGGCACAAAGCUCGCACUUGUUACUUGAUUUGAUUUGUUAUUUGUUGAGAACGAGAGGUGCAAUGUCGCCUUCAUUUGACACCUGUGCAAACUGCUACCGUUCUGACACAAUUUGCACAGGGGUAAUUUCGAGGGGCAACAUCCUACACAUUGGCUGUCCCCGAGUGUUUUAUGCACCAAGGUUCUGUUUUAAGAGUGUACACUCUUAAAGCAGAAGCUCAUAACCUGCCAAGAGCCAAACAUCAUUCAGGGUUCUGAGGAGGAGUAGGAAGUAUCGGUUUAUUUACAAACAUUGGAGCUGCUGGGUGACACCCAUCAGAUCAGGGUUCUGAGUCGGCCUGAGCAAGUUAACGACAGCUAUACUUACGUGUCUUUAGCUCUCGCCACUAUCGUAAAUGAAAACAACCGCGUCAUUUGAUGAGGACGCGAGGUUUUACACGAACUGCGCAAGUUAAUACGUGGCCUCGCACUGAAACUUCCCUACAUAGUGAAGGCUAGGCUAAUAUACAGCACGCCUUCUUGAGAUUAAUGUUAUUGUGAAACUGUAUAGAAAAACUACCACCUUCAAAGGUUACCUUGUUAUCUUUGCAUUGCGAAAACACUGUGUUUGAUACAACACGUGCAGUUGAUACUGUUUUCCCCUUCUCUAAAGUGAAAUUCCGAGUUGUUGAAUGGCUGAGAAACAUUCCACGCCACAUAGUGUGCCAAAAUCAAAGACGCUUUGGCAAAACGGGUUAUAUCAACGGAAGCUGCAGAAGCAGUAAACCUAAAGUUGUUCUGACAUACGUAAGAACAAAUUGUUGCUAUAUUGCAGAUUUUAUGGAGCGCGUGCCGCAUGCUUUUUUGGGUGACGCUUACCAACGAGUGAGAAGUCGAGUGAAAUGUUCCGUUAACCUAAAAUUCUGAGCUGAAAAUCGUGCAAAGCACAGGCGAGAAAAACGGGGGCGCUUGAUACGUUCUCAAGCGUGAAGCGCUUCAAUGCACUGUAUCUGGACGUUUGUAGUGUGAAGAUCGGACGGUGGAAAAAAUCUAGCGACCUGGUUGGACAAGGAAGCCUCGACUGUCCAGAUAUCAGCGGCUCACCUAUAAGACUGCACUUGUGCACUUUCGUUUUGUUUCUCUGUCUAUUUGUAUAAAACGUACGACUUCGUCGAGAUCUUAUUUCCCACGAUAGGAAACACCCCUGAAAACUUCAAAGGCUGUGUAUUCCCACAUGCGUUGGGCUAGUACAUAAACGUAUCCACAGAGUCCCUUUUUAGAACAGCAGCUUCGAAGGGUGUUUUCAUUGCGAGGAUUUGGCAUGAAUGUUUGUAGGCACAGGUGAGCCAUAUGUGCAGUAGUAUAUGUGUUUCUGCGAGACAGUUGGACAUUUGCCAGGAGCGUCACAGUUUGGAAACGAAAUAUUCGAGCUCAGUUGAUGAAUACGCAACACGGCGAUUCCCUUAAGAUGCACUCAAAAAUAUGUCUACACGUAAUAGUGCAAAACUUCUGUCGCAUAUUCAUCGAGGUCAUGUCAUCCCAUAAAAACAUUGCGUGAACACCGGAAAUGACGAGUAUAUAAACUAAUCGUAUAUCUUCUCAGUUAUAGCCGUGCUGAAAGAACACUCGCUCGCGAGAAGGCUCCAGGUAUUUUUCUAUUUUUGGCAGAUGCUUUGAGAGAUUUGGGGAAACGUCCCUCUCUCAAAUGCCGGUGCAUCAUAAUCUUGGGAUUCUGACAAAAAUCAGUGCAUUUGUGCGAGUGAAUCAUUAGUGAAUCGUUUUCAACCAAGCGGUUCGCGAACGGUUUCGUGGAAGGCCAGUGAGAAGGGGGACCGACUCAGAAUGGAAUCCUGUCACUGAGCAGCGGCAAAACCGUUCGCGAACCGUUUGAGUGAGAACGAUUCACUAAAACUCCCUAUUAGCGCAUUUUAGUGAAUUAUUUUCACUCAAACAGUUCACGAACGGUUUGGCGGAUGACCAAUGAUAAGGGGAAGUGGCUCGGAACGUAAUCACCUGAUUGGGUCGUGGCAAAACCGUUCGCGAACCGUUCGAGUGAAAACGAUUCAAUAAAACUCCCUAGUAACUUGUGUGCAGAAACGGUUUCCUAAAGGAACUUUAGACGAGAUGACUCUCCCGAUCCAAGGUGUAUCAACUAUAGAGCGAUCGACGCAACCGUUCGCAAAAGUCUGUGGGCCUUGGAACAGAUUAUUGAGUACAUAGUGCAAAUACAGUCACCAGAGCGCCCAAGCGGGUGCUCACGUAGUCCACCCUACUAUAAGACCAGUGUAUGGAAUUAGUAUUGAGCUGGUUAUCUUACAAUGUCCAUAACGCGCCUGAGCUCGGGAUACCUAUUGCGAAGGGCAGCUAUUGCUUUCUGGUUGUUGUUAAAGCGAUUCGCAGAGGGUAAUACUUGACUUGAAAACGCGGAAAACGGCCCUCCGUUCGUCGUACCAAAGUAGCUGUCGGGUAAUGCGCGUGUGAGAUAGGAGCUAAAACUCUCUGCGUACGUCAGGAAGAGCUAGAUGUGGUCAUUUUCAUAACAUAUACCUGCCGACCAAAUAUUGAGCAAGCAAAUAUUCAAUGUGGACGCGCGUAUUUUUCGUCUGUUUACAAAAACGCUUCGUUUGCCCCAAUGGACCUCUUUCCUAAUUGCUGUUGUGCGUACACACGGCGUCUACGUCUUUGAAGGCGCAGAGGAACGUUCUGUGCCCACUCAACAGAUGGCGCAGCUGAUUCACGCGGUGGCGCGAUACACAUAUCUCCGAAUACGAUGCAGAAGCUGACGAGAAAGAGAAACGUCGAGAGUAGCCACUGCAGCCCCAUGGCCAGAUUUGUGAUCGAGGAAGGGGUUUGUUUUAGGCGCGCGCAAAGAGCAGUUCGCUGAAGAGCCACGAAGCUGUGAAACGAUUAGGACAGAGGUCCAUUGUUCCUUAAGUUUUCGUUGUCAGGUGCGAGGUACGUUGUCAGGAAAUGCACCCUAGCUUUUAUUAUUGGCGUGACUCGAACAGUUCGCUCCAAAUUCUGUCAACUAUCGUAUCAAAUACACCAGAAACAGAAAUGUUGUGACCAUAAAACUUCAGGAAACAGACAGAGACUCACAGAUAUACGUACGAGCAUGCAGUAGCCACACAGUAAACACGAUGUUGAUGAUACCAUAUCACUGCAGUGAUAAGAAGCGAUUACUAGCUGACACUGUCUGCAGAAAAUCGUGGAUACGGUUCUCGGCUGCGUAUUACUUCCGCCACCUACCCGUCCAGAACCACUGAUCGCUUAGACCAAGUGCUCAACUGGACCACAAAGUCCUUGGUCGAAAUGGGCAGUCGGUCUGAUUGAGUAGCGAGUUGUAAUCUGCGUCCUCCUCCAGAAGCGUUCAUUUCGACCAGCUAUGGCAGCUAAUCGCUUCGAUAACUAUACAUAUAUGAUCUGUAUCGUUGUAGACAGGAGGUGAUGAUGAUGAUGAUUCGGGUUUUAGUGACGCAUCAGCUACUAAGGCCAUAAUGCGCCAAAUACCACUGAAGGCUAGCUAGUUAAAAGUGCAUGUUCAGGACUAAAACGUAGACAGGAGGUGUUUGAGCGUGUCAAAGCGAGUGGUCAAAGUAAGCAGUUGGUCGAGAUGAACGCUUCGCGAAGGAGUAUGUGGAUUAUGCAGCCCGUUCCUCGUUUCGACCAAGGAAUUUCAAGUCCAAUGGGGUACCUGGUUUGAAUGAGAGAGGGUCUGAAUGAGCACAUGGUCGAAAUAACACCGCACUGGGUUUUCACUUCCAUGAUAAUAUAUUACGUCAUAACAAUGCGUACAACGCUUAGUCUAGUCACCAGUGCAUACCAAAGUGCGCGCAACACGCAUCAUUCCUCAAAGAAACGAGCGUGGUGGGUUUCAAGUAAACGAAUUGUAUGUUUACAUAUCGGGAUAGGCCAAUUUGGCGGUACCAGUUUUUGUCCUCAUUCUGACCACACACUGACCACAUGUGACUAAUUUCACCACGUUUCACUUGUCAGUGGGAACGCUCAUGGUAGCGCUGCACAUAUGCAGUAUGUGUUCAUCUACAGGCACGCGCCAUGACGUGACGGCCCACGUGUGAACCAACGCAAAUAUUUUAUAAACUACUACUACUACACUACUGCAAAAUGGUGGCAGGAUGCAAUUAAUUUUUGUUAAGUCACUCGUUCUUGUGUGAAUACUUCUUGUCUGAGUAACAUUGCAAGACGUUGGUCAAAGUCCUGUACAGAUAAAAGUUACGUUUGCCAUGCGAAGAACACAUGUCAGUGAAUUUUGUACAUAGCUUUCAAUGUGUGAUAACCAAGAAGCAUGCACGAUUGUUGAGAGCAGUGUUCCUAUAGUUUGAAGGAAUGUGUAAAGGUGUUUCCUUGCCAACCAGAUGCCUCCUCUUUGUCCAAGUUUACGUAAAUUACAACAUUUGUCUUUUCCGUGCAUUUUGGUUGAUGCUGCGUCAUACGAACUCUUCUUUUGUCCCCCCGCUUUUCUGACGUUCCCACGUUCAAAUCUCUACCAUACGGAUGCGCUAGUAUAAAUAGUUCGACUGGGGAACGCUUGUUCACACAUGUAACUUAAUUUCAUGAAAUAAAAAUAUUUAAUGGUGACCUC